ACUCAUCAAACUUCAACUCCAUCAUCAUCAUCAUCAUCAUCAUCAUUAUCAUCACCAUCACCAUCGUAGAACUCUUACUCUCUUCUCACAUUCUCUUCGCGCCUCACACUUCUCCAUGACCGCACUUAUCAACAACAAAAACGCCGCCGCCGGUGAUUCAUCGACGGAGCACGUCACCGGCGAAUGGCAAUCGGUGCCGGAGCUCCAGCUUCGCGAUCACCGAUUCACUGUACCUCUUGACUACUCUCGUGGUACUCAUUCUUCUCCUAAGAUCACGGUUUUUGCUCGUGAAGUCGUUGCAGGUGGAGGUGUGGAGUUGGAAUCUGGAAUCUGGAAUCUGGAUCAUUAAACUUUUAGCUUACAAUUUGGUGAUGGAAAUUACUGUGUUUUGAUGGAGGCAGCCUAUCUAUCUACAUUCUAGUAUUGACUACCAUGACUAGAGUCUCAAGAGCACUACAUAUGUUGGCAACGGGAGCAACAUUAGAUUUCUCAUACUCAGAAGCACAAGGGCUUCUCAAAUAUUCUGUUCAUCUUGAUAUCGUUACUUCUUAGUCAACACAAUAAGUUUUUUAUGGCAUCCAGAAAGUUAUUUGUGGUAAAUUAUGUUGGGAAAGCAGAGCAAAUAUUGCCAUACCUGUUAUAUUUGCAAGGUGGACCUGGGUUUGAGUGCAUGCGGCCAACUGAAUCUAGCGGAUGGAUUCAGAAAGCUUGUGAAGAGUUUCGUGUAAUCUUGAUGGAUCAGCGAGGAACAGGAUUAUCAACUCCUCUGUCUGUGUCAUCAAUGUCGCAAUUCAAAUCUGCACAAGAAUUAGCCGACUUCUUAAAACAUUUUAGAGCUGAUAAUAUAGUAAAUGAUGCAGAGUUCAUCCGAGUACGAAUUGUUCCAAAUGCCGGACCUUGGACAAUUUUGGGACAGAGUUAUGGUGGUUUUUGCGCAGUCACAUAUUUGAGUUUUGCACCCCAGGGACUGAAGCAAGCCUUUCUGACAGGAGGAAUUCCUCCAAUUGGAGAUGGAUGUACGGCAGAUUCGGUGUACAGAGUAGGCUUUGAGCAAGUUGUAAAUCAAAAUGAGAAGUAUUAUAAGCGAUACCCUCAGGAUAUUAAAGUAGUUCAAGAACUUGUUAAUUAUUUAGCAGAAAAAGAAGGAGGAGGGGUGGCCCUUCCAUCCGGGGGAAUCUUAACCCCAAGAGGGUUGCAAAUUCUUGGUCUCUCUGGCUUAGGAUCUGGAGCCGGUUUUGAGCGCAUGCAUUAUCUGUUUGAGAGAGUGUGGGAGCCUACGUUAGUUCCGGGAGCACCAAAGAGAAUAAGUUACUAUUUCUUGAGUUCUUUCGAGAAGUCAUUAGUCUUUGAUACUAAUCCACUGUAUGCCCUCAUGCAUGAGUCCAUCUAUUGUCAGGGUUCUCCUAGUAGAUGGUCUGCUCAUAGAAUAAGGAAUGAAGUUAAUGACAAGUUCGAUGCAAUUAAGGCAGCUAGAGAAGGACUACCUGUACUCUUUACAGGAGAGAUGAUUUUCCCAUGGAUGUUUGAUGAGAUUCAAGCCUUGAAACCGUUCAAAGAUGUAGCUGAUAUUUUGGCCGAGAAGAAGGAUUGGCCCCCGCUCUACAACGUCCAAGCUUUGAAAGACAACAAGGUACCCGUCGCUGCAGCUGUUUACUACGAAGAUAUGUAUGUGAAUUUUAAACUGUCCAUUGAAACAGCUUCUCAAAUAGCAGGGAUCAGGCUCUGGAUAACUAAUGAGUUCAUGCAUUCUGGCUUGCGAGACGGAGGGGGAAAAGUUCUUGAUCACUUGCUGGGAAUGUUGAAUGGGAGGAAACCUCUUUUCUGAUCACCAUUGCAACUCUUCUCUCGCUCCCUUCACCUGUGUUUGGUUUUCCGUUUGCAGUUUCCAAAUCAUGGUUUGGAGGACGGAAAACCAAACAUGCAGUUAGACUUAUGGAAUCACACCUGAUUUUAUAACUUUCCAACUUUUUAUGAUAGACAGUCUUGAAGUCUUUAUUGUUACCAAGUCUUUGAACUCUGACUCCAUAGAAUCUUCAUUUAUUAAAGUAUAAUCUUGUAAGAUUGUACUUCUUACCAGUUGAAAUAUAUAGUACUUCAUGCACUUUUCAGGCUUGGCUUUGGUUGCAAGCUUCUUGCUCUUUCCAAUGACAAUUAUUAUGGGAAGGAAUUAAAAAAAAAAGGGAUUUGUU
Messenger RNA from Arachis ipaensis, 2189 nucleotides. Lineage: Eukaryota; Viridiplantae; Streptophyta; Magnoliopsida; Fabales; Fabaceae. The record is from RefSeq and is a predicted model, not a curated record.